Molecule: messenger RNA, 3500 nt
Organism: Loxodonta africana (African savanna elephant)
Lineage: Eukaryota; Metazoa; Chordata; Mammalia; Proboscidea; Elephantidae
Product: filamin A-interacting protein 1-like
Exons: 4
Coding region: 988-1596 (202 amino acids)
Source: RefSeq, a predicted model, not a curated record
UGAAAGUCUGGAAUAACAAUAACAGUACGACUAUCCAUUUGGAUAUUACUCUCGAGUUGCUUCAGCACUUUGCACUUCAGUCUCAUAUGAUACUGAAUGGAACAGACAGGCAUUCAAAUUAAAGUUCAACACAGCGUUAAUAAUAGCGCAUCUCUGUGGUGCCUUGGGUUACGGCUGUCAAAGAAGAGGUCACGCCCUUGUUACUUAAAUCUCAGAAAAGGCUUGCACCAGUUCAUGGCUGCAAGGUACAAAGUGAGGCGCAAUGAAAUGUCCAUGUGGGCAUGUGUUCUUCAGAUGCUGGGGCUGCUAUUGGUUUGUGGUUCAUAGUGUAUUUAGGGCAGCAACAAGGCAGAGAGGGGGGCCCAGGUUGUGCCUGGCAGGCGUCUUCUCUCAGCCAAGAUGUGCGCAUGAAUCUGAAAUUACCCAAGAGGGUGUUUCAGAGUGGCCUGCCAAAGAGUGGUGUCUUCUAAUCUGGAGAGCAGCUGCUGGGCACAGGCACGGAAACACAGACACACUCACACAGACACACACUCGCAGAGCCUAUACCUGACUCUACUUGUCUGCACCGGGCAGAUGGUUCCUUGCUUUUGGGUAGCCUCAUCCUGCAGCCCAGUCCAGUCAGAAUCUUUCUUCCGUGGAGACUGGCAAGCUGUGGGCUGAGGGUUUCAGCAAGGUCACUUGUCUUCAGAGUAUGAAGGACGCUGCCCGGAGAAGGAAGAGGGUCAUAUUUAGUGUUUGGGCCCCGCCUGUACUGGGCUCCCCAUUGUCUAUCCUUCGCACAACUGCCGGAACUGUUACUGACCCCCGGUUGCAAACUGUCUGUGGCUUUGAAGCCCACAAAACGAAAACCGAGAGGGUACCCAAAAAGAAAAGAAGAAAACAUUAUUGCUGGUCCCCGGAUUCCACAACUGGACUUUGGUGGGGAUAAGAAGAGAGAACUACCCUGUUCGAUCAAGCAAAGGUACCUGCACAAUAAGGUCUUAAAGAAUGCGUUCCAAAAGCAGUGACACGGAGGGCUCGCCCCAAAAGCAACUUGCAAGACACAGUAAAGACCACAGUUUCCAAGGUCCUAAAGACAUGAAGCAGAGACAGCAAGGCAAAGGCCUUGCCAGUGAGUUGGAUGCAAUCCUUCCAUGUCCCAAGUCAGAGAAGCCACACAGUGAUAACGGCCACCAAGGAGAAGACCUCUCAAAAGAUGACCUAUUAUUUCUCCUCAGCAUUCUGGAAGGAGAACUGCAGGCUCGAGAUGAAGUCAUAGGCAUUUUAAAGGCUGAAAAAAUGGAUUUGGCUUUGCUGGAAGCUCAGUAUGGGUUUGUCACUCCAAAAAAGGUGCUAGAGGCUCUCCAGCGAGAUGCUUUUCAAGCAAAAUCUGCCCCCUGGCAGGAGGACAUCUACGAGAAACCAAUGAAUGAGCUGGACAAAGUUGUGGAAAAACAUAAAGAAUCUCACAGACGAAUCCUGGAACAGCUUUUAAUGGCAGAAAAAUCCCACAGGCAAACCAUGUUGGAGUUGGAGGAAGAAAAGAGAAAGCACAGAGACUAUAUAAAGAAGAGUGAUGAAUUCAUAAGCUUACUGGAACAGGAAUGUGAAAGGUAAGGCUGCUCUGGACGAGACAGCGACCCAUUCUGCAAACCCUUACUAACCCCUCAGUAUGUGCUGGGCACUGCACCAGGUGUCAGGGAUAAAAGGGUGAACAUGACAGCGUCUGCUCUCACAGUGCAGGGUGAGGAAAGGAUAUGUUUAACAACAAUCCUCAACACAAUGAGAUGUUGGGAUGCCAUGCACCUAACUCUGCAAGGGGCUUCCCUGCUGAGCUGAGAGCGCACAGAGCAGGUGAUAGGGUCUAGUCCCUAAGCAGAAAAAAAAAAGGAAGCCACAUUCAGGGAUGGGGCAGAAACAAGUGUAAUAGUGUAAAGGUAAGAAAAAACCACAGGUACUGAGGGAACUCAAGAGUUUCCAUAUGGCUAUAAUUCAAGGUGUAAUUAUAGGUUGAGGAAAGGAAAAGGUAGCCACGAGCAGCUGAACUUUAUAUUACAAGAAGACAAAUGGCAAGAAGGAGCAGAUGAAAAACUGUAAGAAGGGAAAUGAGAUGAUCAGGUAUGCUUUCUUAAAAAAAAUGUUGGCAACAUGGAAGAAAGACUGGAGGAGCUUUAGACUGGGGCCAGGAGGACCAUAUAAGAGGUAAAUAUCCAGAUGAGAAAAGGUAAUGGUAUGUGUUUCAAUGGCUUUAGGGUCAGAAAGGAGGGGGUGUAAAUAAGAAAUAUUUGUGAUAUAUUUGUUGCCGGUGUUAGCUGCCAUUGAGUCGGCCCUUGACUCAGGGCAACCCCAAGCACAAUGGAACAGAGCACAGGGUCUGUGAUCCACAGGGUUUACAUUGGCUGAAUUUUCCUAAGUGGAUCACCAGGCCUUUCUUCCAAGUCUAUCUUAUAGUCAAAAUAAAUUAGUGACUGAUGAGAUAUUGGAGGCUGGGGUGAGGAAAACAGAGCUAUUGAGAAGUGCACCUGGCUAUUUACCAAGAUACAGAGUACAGGAACGGGCACAGCUUUUUGCUGUUGUAAGAAUUUUGGGAGAAAGAGAGUUAGCAGGGAAGAGGGUAGGAGAUGAGUCCUGUUUUAGACAUCCUGAGUAUGAGGUACCUAGAGUGCAUUCCAAAGUCCAGUGUCGGAGAACGAUAUGUAUAAAGACAACCCACAGUUGGACAUACAGGUCGGGAAAAAGAUGGGCUGGUGACGUGGAUUAGAAUACCUCUGCAGCAGGUGACAGCUGAAGCUGUGGGUGUGGGUGCAGUGAGGAGAGAAGAAGGCUGAGAAUGGAAUCCUGGAAAACAGCAGUGCUCGGUGGUUUUCCGGACGAAAAGAGGUCAAGAAAGGAAGCCAAAAAGAAUGGUGGAGAGUUGGAAGAACCCAGAAAAGAAAGAAGGUGAAGAAACCAACCAAGGAAAGACUUGGAAGAAAGGAUGAACAGUCAAAUGGCAGCAAAUAACACAGAAAACACAAGAAGGAAUGAGGAAUAUUCCAGGAUUUAGCAACAAGGAAGACAUCAGGAACCUUAAUGAGCCAUUUCAAUAAUGCAGUAGGGCAAAAAGUCAAACUGCAGUGCCUUGAAGAAUAAAUAAGAAAUGAGAACACAGAAGCUUAAAAUUCAAAACAUUCUUUUGAAAAGCUUGGCUACAAAGAAAGAGAGGUUGGUUGGUAAACACUUUAUAAUAGGACAGGUCAUUUUGUUCAUUCUGAUCCUCUAUUCUGAAUCACCUGACAAAGUAGGACCAUUUAGAUCAAACUGAAGGACAAUGAACUCUCUCUAUUAACGCUGCAAAGACAGAAAAUAACCAGUCACUGCUAUGUCACAUUUCUACUGGGUAUUCAUUUUACUUUUGUUAUUUCCAUGUGUAUUUCUUUUAUGAGUUACAAUGCUGGAUUCUAACAGUCACAGAAAAAUGCAGGGAAAAAUAAUUACUUGUGAGCUCCCCUUUCUAAAAAAUACUAGUAGUCUCAGCUGCU